GAGGCUGGGGCGCGGAUGCUGGAAGUUCACAUUCCGUCCGUGGGCCCGGAGGCCGAGGCGCCCAGGCAGAGCCCAGAGAAAAGCCACAUGGUGUUCCGAGUGGAAGUGCGGUACCGCGGGCGCAGACACACCGUGCCGAGGCGCUACAGCGAGUUCCACGCGCUACACAAGCGGAUCAAGAAACUGUACAAGGUGCCCGAAUUCCCCUCGAAACGCCUGCCCAACUGGAGGACCAGAGGAUUGGAGCAGCGGCGGCAGGGCUUGGAGGCCUAUAUCCAGGGCAUCUUGUACCUGAACCGGGAUGUGCCCAAGGAGCUACUGGAGUUCCUGAGUCUUCGGCACUUCCCCACAGACCCCAAGGCCAGCAGCUGGGAAGCCCUGGGGGAGUUCCUGCCUAGUGACAGCAGCUCGCAGCUGUACCACCGGCCUGUCAUCAGCUUCUGCGUGGACCCCUACAUUUGUAUCUCAUCCCCAGAGCCUCUGCCCAACGUGGUGGUGAAUGGCGUGCUCCAGGGCUUCUACAGCUUCAGCACCAGCACCGCUGACACCCAGCCAGAGGCUCCCUGUCACCCUGCACCUUUGCCACCAAUGCCUUGA
Molecule: messenger RNA, 597 nt
Organism: Eptesicus fuscus (big brown bat)
Lineage: Eukaryota; Metazoa; Chordata; Mammalia; Chiroptera; Vespertilionidae
Gene: SNX22
Product: sorting nexin 22
Exons: 7
Coding region: 16-597 (193 amino acids)
Molecular function (GO): phosphatidylinositol phosphate binding
Source: RefSeq, a predicted model, not a curated record